This is a messenger RNA of Aspergillus melleus, 723 nucleotides long. RefSeq lists its product as uncharacterized. Gene Ontology annotation, molecular function: transmembrane transporter activity. Lineage: Eukaryota; Fungi; Ascomycota; Eurotiomycetes; Eurotiales; Aspergillaceae. Bases 1 to 723 code for a protein of 240 amino acids. Gene Ontology annotation, biological process: transmembrane transport. The record is from RefSeq and is a predicted model, not a curated record. The transcript has a single exon.
AUGGGAUCGACUGGACGACAUGACUUCCGGCCUCAGUCUACCCAGCAUGUAGACUCCGGCUCUCACGAGGGCAAUUACUCUACUCGGCCCUUCUCCGCUCCUCUAGGUUCCUCGGAUACCGCCAGGCACAGUUCGCCACCAAACGACGAUGACAGUGACAGCAUCGACACCGUCAUCUACGAUGGCCAUUCCAUAGAGAGCCGUACUCUCAUGCCCGCUCCCGACCUCUCACACCCCGAGAGACCCCCCAGCGCUAACUCCGACGCUCACAGCGAUGCGAACUCCGAACUCGCCAGCGAAAAGCCGGUGACAUGGCGCUCCUUGCCUAAGAAGGGCCAACUCGCCAUCCUGACCUUUGCCCGUUUAUCGGAACCGCUCACCCAGACCUCCUUGCAGGCGUAUAUGUUUUAUCAAUUGAAAUCCUUCGAUCCCUCGUUGCCGGAUUCUACCAUCUCCGCCCAGGCGGGUAUCCUGCAGGGUAGCUUUACCGCGGCGCAGUUCCUAACGGCUGUAUGGUGGGGCCGACUAGCUGAUGCGGAAUGGAUGGGACGGAAGAGGGUGCUUCUGAUCGGCUUGUUGGGGACAUGUCUUUCGUGCGUAGGGUUUGGGUUCUCGAGGUCCUUUGUCGUGGCUGCAGUGUUCCGGACACUGGGUGGUGUCUUGAAUAGUAAUGUCGGGGUUAUGAGGACGAUGAUUUCGGAGAUCAUUCAAGAAAAGAAGUAA